AUGCCGAGAACAGGUCGACAAACCGGAUUGAUAAGCGGAUCGCAGCCUAAGACACGAAGCGUAAGAUUAACCAAACCAACUCGGAUGGGAAAUUCACGUGCGGUGCAUCACAAAGCGGUAUGCUAUGAUGUUUUACCAGAAAUUCGAAGCGUUCGGGAGGGAAGAAUCCGUUUCGGCAGUGUUGCUCCCUUACUGUCACAUCGAGCUAAAGUUCUUGCUAUGAAGGGCCAUUACAAUGAUUACUCAGAUGACGAGGAAGAUGAUAGUGAUGAGGAUAGUUUCACGGAAGAUGAUUAUGAUGAUGUACUUCAUUAUUACGAUCGUCAUCAUCAAUCUUAUGAUCGUCAUCGUGUUCCUAUUCAUGUUAAGAAAGAUUAUGAUGAGUACGAAGAUGAAUUGAUUCCAUCAUCAUCAUUAUCAUCAUAUCCGAUUUCUACUUCGGAACUAUUUCGUCGACGACCUCAGCCAAAAUCAUACAAAACACAUAAAUCCGCCACCACAAAUUCGGUUGCAAUUAAAUCUGCUAAAACUAAACUCAAAAAAACUACUACUCGCUGUAAUCCCAAAAAUAAAAAUAAAAAAACAAAAACAACACUUGGAGGAGCAUUACGUUCCGGUCCAAUAACACGAUCACGGUAA
Molecule: messenger RNA, 639 nt
Organism: Cercopithifilaria johnstoni
Lineage: Eukaryota; Metazoa; Nematoda; Chromadorea; Rhabditida; Onchocercidae
Source: the annotation of a GenBank genome assembly